This is a messenger RNA of Zootoca vivipara (common lizard), 5553 nucleotides long. RefSeq names its product calpastatin (gene CAST). Gene Ontology annotation, molecular function: calcium-dependent cysteine-type endopeptidase inhibitor activity. Gene Ontology annotation, cellular component: cytoplasm. NCBI's taxonomy places the organism in Eukaryota, Metazoa, Chordata, Lepidosauria, Squamata, Lacertidae. The record is from RefSeq and is a predicted model, not a curated record.
UGUAGUCCCAAAACAUAUGGAGGGCCGAGUUUGGGGAAUGCCUGGUUAAGACCCUGAAGAGGUUCUGCCAACAGUGCUGAGCUGCAUGGACCAAUGGUCUGAGUCAGAGCCUGCUUAGACCAUUAUUGUUAAGACAAGCCUAUUCAGACAAGCUGAUGUUCUUCAACCUUUUUUUACCCUUAUUUUUAAUUAUUUUAACAUUGUUCUAAUGGUCUAUUUCUUGUAAACCACCUAGUGGCUUUAUUGCAAUCAAGUCAUACAUAAAUUCUGUUAAAUAACUUUUUUUAAUAGAAAAAUAAGCAAGGCAGCUGCUUGUGUUUCUGUGGAACAGUAGGUGGCAGCCUGGUGUAGCUCACUUUAAUUUGAGACCAGUGUCUAAUCUAAUGCCACAGCUCAGUCCCGGCCCUUCCCUGUCUGCAAUAAAGCCAAUCCUCAGCAUUCCCCUCUCUGCCAACCUCCCCCUACCGAGUUCUGCAGUUGCCAGCUGGUAUGAACUGUCCUUCUCUUUCUCAUAAUGCCCCCUCCUUUAUUUUGUCCAUAUUAUUAAUUGCAAUGCGCCCUCACCCCAUGGGGGGGAUAAAGCACUUGGGGACAAUGUUGCAGUGAGGUUAAACCCAACCUACUUUAGAGUAAGUGACCUGACCCUUUCCCCUCCAAGAGCAUCUGAACGCUAUAAAAACCCUCCCUCCACACACUAAAAGCAUUUCAUUUCAUUUAGCCAGAAUUUAUUGGGGGGGGAUUUAUGUUAGAGGGGACAGAACCGAUCUUUAUUUAAGUGUUUUUAUUUAUUUACUUGAUGGGGGGCAGACGCCCCCCACUCCCCUGGCUAUGUCCAUGCCUCUGGCCAUGUGCAGAGUGCCUUUCCUUAGUUCUGGGCUACCAACUACCCCAUCCAACUGGGAAGCGGAAGUGGAACAGGGGAAGCUCUCCCUGGUAGUAGUCGGAGAAAAGGACAGAGCCAUUUCCUUCCUCCUGAAAGAAAUCUUUUUGGGAAGAGGAACAGGAAAAGUUGGGACCUGGCUGCCCACUAUGAAUUAGGUGAGGGGGCAUGAAAUCCUACCUCAGGCCAUACUCAACAUUUACAGUCCACACCAUACAUGGAAAGCGCCAACCCCAAAAUUUCGGGAAUGAUUUGGUAUUCUGGGCCUCUCUGUACUUCUGCUUAGUUUUAUUUGGCAUCUGUUCCUAUGUUUUCUCGCGUUUUAUUAUGAAUAAAUAGGGUGUGUGUGUGUGUGUGGUUUGUACUUAGCCCAGGGGCUCAGACAGCAGUGCCAGCCCCCAAAGGAGUCCCACUCCAGGGAUGGUUCUUGCCUUCAGGGUACAGAAGGCGAAAAGAGCCCGCCCUUGCUUGGCAUGAGUCCAGUCCCGUUCCCCCGAAAAAACCCUAUGCACUCCAAGCCCUCUGUGGGUUAACUGUGCACCGCAAAGCCCAAAGAAGCAGCCGCAACGGGCGCAAACACCCCCACCCCCGCCUCGCCCUUUCUGGCGUCACCGCCUGUGGAGGGGCGGGGCCGAUGGCAACAAGGACAGGUCACGCCCCCUUUCUCCCCUCCGCCAACCUGCCCCGCCCUAGUAGAGGAAGCAAUGCAAUCCAGCCACUCGUGGCUGAGUUUGUGAGCGCGCAGUUGGUCUUACUGAAGCUGAAGUUUGGAGGGAUCAAUCGGAGAGGAGGAAGCAGGAACCCAGGAUGGCGUUUGCAAGCUGGUGGUAUGCGACGCGUGGGCCUAAAAAUGCAAGUGGAUCAUCGGAAGAUAAAAAAGGAGCAGAAGCAGUGGAGAAGAAACCUGAAAGUGCUAGCCUUGCCGAAUCUCCUAAAACACAAACAAGUGGGACAUCUUCCAUCAGCUCAGUCUUCUUCCACGGUUUCCUCAAAGACACCCACUAUGAAGCCUUCUGAAACAAAGGCUUCUUCAAGCCAGCAGCAGGCCAGUGGAGUGGAAUCCCACAAAAGGAAACGAAACAAGAAGCAGGCAGCCCAAAAAGCCAAAGCAGAAGCUGAAAAAGCAGCCCAGUUAGCUAAGCCAGAUGAUUCUCAGUCUAAACGUUCACCAGAAGAGAAGCAAAAAGAGCCUGGAGGGGCAAAAAGCCAAAGCAAACCUUCUGUAGUGGAACCUAAGCAACCAAGUACUGGAAAAGUACCCUCUGGUCAGAUUGACAAGACAACAACACAGCUGACAUCCAAAGAAGAACCAAAGGCUAAACCUGAUGACAAGUCAUUGGCCACCAAGGCAGCUGUUGCAGCUGCUGGCACAGCUGGCGCAGUAGCAGCUGCAGGCUUGACUGCUGCAGCUGCAGAGACUAAAGAAGGCAAAUUGCCAGCCCCAGUCCCAGCUGCUGCAGAAAGUAAACCAGCUGAAAAGUCUGACAUAGAUGCUGCCUUAGAUGAUUUAAUUGAUACCCUUGGAGGCCCUGAAGAAAACGAGCCACCUACUCCUGAAUAUACUGGACCAACAGUUUCGGACCCAAUGUCUUCCUUAUAUAUAGAAGAGCUGGGUAAACGGGAGAGCACAAUUCCUCCAGAGUACAGAAAACUUCUAGAGGGUAAAGGAGAUGGCAAAGCAGUUCCCCUGCCAGUGGCGGUAGGAGAAUCUCUGCCAACAAUGACAGAUGAUGACCUUGCAGAUGCUCUGUCAUCUGAUUUUACUUGCAGUGCUGUAACAUCUGCUGGAGAGAAGAAAGACAUGCCAAAAGAGAAGCCUGCAGAAGAAGGUGAACUCCUACAAGCACAGUCUGCAAGUUUGAUCAGCAGUUCAGCUCCUCCUAAAGAAAAGAAAGCCAGAAUGGAAGAGGCAGCCCUUAGUGACAGUGCCUUGGAUGCUCUUGUGGAUACGCUUGGCAUGCCAGAGCCGGAGCCGGAAGUAGACCUUAGCUCCAUUGUGGAAGUGGAAGAGCCAAAGGCCAAAGAAAGGAAGGAGAAGAAACCCGGUGAACGCGAUGAUACAAUCCCUCCAGAGUACAGAUUAAAACCAGCCUUGGAUAAAGAUGGGAAGCCCUUGUUGCCACAGCCUGAAGAAAAACCAAAGCCUCUUAGUGAUUCUGACCUAGCUGAUGAAUUUUCAAAAGAUUUCGCCUGUCCCACUCCUCCCGCAGAAAUAUCCAAACCAUCUACACCUGCCGAUGUGCCUAAGAAGCCAAAAGCUGCUGAACCCCCCAAAACUCCCAAAGAAAAUGUGGCCACAUCACCUGCAGUUCCUCCAGUGCAACCUUCAGCUCCAUCAGGAGUUUCUACAAAGCCCUCAGCAGCUGAAUCCAAAAAGAGUUCUACAGAAGAAGUGGUGUCUGCUGCUGCUGCUCCUUCUGUGGCAUCUUCAGCUCCCUCAGUAACUUCUCCAACUUCACAGGUACCUGAUGAAGCCCUGGAAGCCUUAUCCGGAAGUCUAGGAAAAGUGGAGCCUCACCCAGAAGAAAAGAAGCCUGCUGUGGAUAAAGUGAAGGAAAAAGCAAAACAAGAGGAACGUGAGAAACUUGGAGAAGAUGAAGAAACCAUUCCUCCUGAUUAUAGAUUAACUGAAGCAAAGGAUAAAGAUGGGAAGCCACUUUUACCAAAACCUCAAGAAAAACCUAAGCCCUUGAGUGAAAGUGAACUUGUUGAUGCUUUGUCAGAAGGGUUUUCUUGUUCUUCAGCACCAACGUCGAAGGCUGCCCCAGCAGCUCUACCUCAAAAACCUACAGGUGCUGGCAAACCUGCUGUUGCACCUACUGAAGAAGUUAUCUCUUCUGCUUCUGCUUCUGCAGUCCAUUUAUCAGCUCCUCCACCAGCAGCAGCUACCCCAGGUAGGAAAGAACUCGACGAUGCUGCAGAUCUUCUUGCAGAUUCAUUGGGGCAAAGAGAACCUGACCCGGAUGAAAACAAACCACUUGUUGAUAAAAUAAAGGAAAAGGCUAAAUCUGAGCAUAGAGACAAACUUGGAGAGAAAGAUGAUACAAUCCCUCCUGAUUAUAGGCAUAUUCUUGACUCGGAUGAGAAGGGGAAGCCAACAGGCAAGGAUGCUGAGAAACCCAAAGAACAAAAGAAGCCAGCUGAUGACUCGGCAGCUAUUGAUGCCCUUUCAGGGGACUUUGAUCAUUGUGGGAAACCUCCUGUUUCUCAGCCUUCAACAAAGGAUGAAAAAACAAAAGAUGCUGCCACAUCAAAACCAGGUAGAAAAGAUGAAAAGAAAUCCAAAUCAAGAAAGGCAAAGGAGCAGUCUUCCAGCGCAAAGUCUGAGAAACAGAAAAAGAGUUAAAUGUUACCAGGCUUUUCAUCGCUGAUGCAAAAAAAGUCUUCGUUUUGCUGGUGGAUAGCUGCACUUGAACAAAACAAAAAAAGGAAGCUAUUUUGCAGAAGCAAGAUAGUCUCCUGGGUGGUUUUUGUAUCAUGGUAUUUGGAUAUAAUGGCAUGGGAGGCAUGCAUCUUACUAUUUUCAAGGACGACCUUUUUCAUUUAUUUUACUGUCUCUUAUUUUGUAAUUUUCUUCAGUUAUGAGAGGGAAAGGAUGCUUUAUAUUUGUAAUAAAAGUAUUUCUAUGGAUUUAAUAGCAAUGCAAAAAGAAAAAAGUCUGCAAAUUUUGCACAUAAUCUACACAUAGUGCCUGCAAAUCUCAGCAGAGUUCAGAAAGGCUGUGGUUUGGUUUUUGGUUUUUUAGUAUAAUGAAUGCUCUAAAUAUUCUGGAAUAUAAUGCAUUUUGGCUAUCAUCUGCCUGCGGGUAUUCAUUUUGAAGAAUAGUUAGUGAGAUGUGAGUACUCAGUUGCUAAGAUUUAAACGUGGGAGAAGAAUAGAAGCGAUUGUUUCUCAAUCCUUGACUUCUAAUAACAUAGUAUUCAAUAUGAACAGUGCCGCUAGUAUUUUCAUUUGAAACCUUGAGUUCUGUUUGUCACCGCCUUUGUAUAAUUCUGCUGCCUCUGUCAGUGGCUUGCAGAAAGGGAGUAAUAUUGCAUCUGAAUUGCUAUUGGAUAGGGGUACUCCAGAAAGGAUGCACAUAGGACUCCAAUAUGUUCCUAUAAGUUACACUGGUAUAGCUCCCCCACCCCCACGAAUCCAGAUUACACAGCUUGUUUCUGAUGUAUAAAUUCACAUCACAGCUGAAUACAGAGGUGCUUUGUGAACUAAUUUGGAUGCAAUGCUUGCUCAACUUCCAUGUUUUAUUCCCCCUCCCCUUUGGUAUUCCUUGCAGUGAGAGAAAAGCUAUGGCUCCAACAGCAGAUUCUGAUAUGCUUUGCAUUAUGAGUAGCAAUUUUUUCUAUUGACUUUUGGAGUAAGGUGCUACUCCUGGUUUGGGUCAAGUCUGCUUCCAGGUAGCGAGAUCUCUAGACUACCAUGGUCAAAUAUAUAGGCCGCAGCCUGCGAGGAAUAUCAUCUGUGCAAGCCCCUUUGAACUGCAUGGGAGUUACACAGGAGCAUGGCCACUUUCUGCCAUCGCUCUUACUUACUUCAAAAGGAGCAAGUGCAGGAGAUGUUCCUCUGGGGACAUCAGAAUUUUGACUGUCCUUGACAAUCUGUAAUGUUAAUACCAGACUGUUUUUUGAAAGUCUGUAUUAAGAUUGCCUGUCACACUAAUAAAGUUUUAGAAUGUA